CUUCUCAACGUUAGCACAUGAGUGGACCUGAAAAGAUGUCAUAGGCACUGAAAAAGCUAACAAAAAAAAAAAGCUUUCUGAAUUAUGCCUGUAUAAGUUAAAAAGCACAGAUGUUUGAAAGUAAUCAAAGAAAACUUCAAAGUAAAAGUGAAACUUGGCUUAUCCCUAUCUUUUAUGUUCUGACACAUCUUUAGGUAUUGUAUAAAAAACUUUUAACUGUAAAAGUGAAACUCUGUGCUCCUCAAUACUUUAUCUAUCACAUUUUGAAACAUUUAAGGGAGGAUUUGAUCGACCAAACUGGCAUAUACAACAGCUAGUUUGUAAACAGCCAUAGGCAAUCCAGCUGGACUGCAUUGCACAUUUGAAUGUGGUUGGUACAAAUUACAGUGAUUCCACAGAGUUAGAAAAUGCUCUAAAAAUUCCAGCUGUGAUUUAUCCCAGAAGGGUAUAGGUUGAUCAAAUAAUCCCCUAAAACAUUUUGAUUACAUUUGUGGGGUCAGUUUAGCAAUAGCUUGGCCGUUCCUUUUAUUGUGGUUCAAUUAUCAUAUUUUGACUGGCUUCCAGCCCCUGUUUUAUGGCACAAUAUAAUGUGUCUUUGUUUGUUUCUUCUACAUUAUGUGGGUGGUAGUCUACUUUAUACAUUGCUGUUUGUUCUGAGGUACAGUCACACUGCAUAGAGGCAUGCAACAAAUAAAUAAAUAAAUACAUCAGAUUGUUAAACAUUAACAUCCACAUGCGGUCAUUAUGUUUUCAGUUUAAAAUGCGUGACUGAUAAAUACUGUUGAUAUCACAGAGUUGGGCAUUUAACAUUAAGUUAACUUGAACAAAAGAAUUGAUUUUAGAAGAAAAUCUAAAAGAAAUGAAUACAUUACAGGGCCCUCAUAGAAAGGACAAUUUAGGUAGUUUCUGCUUUUAAAAGCUACACAGGUAGUAAAAAAGAGACUUAUACAUCAUGUAAAGAUUUAGUCCAGCUUAUUCAUCUGAACGUAUUCUUAGGGCAAUGGUCAGUGGCAAUGAUUGUCACUACAUUUUGCAUUGAAAACUGUCAUGUUGUGAAAAGUGGUAGAAACAGAUUCUAGUGUACUGAUUUGAAUACUUUCCAGAGUAAUAUAUACCAUUGUAGUUUUUUUUUUAACAUAGGAACGGGAUGGGUUAUUCAAGAAACGUGACCAAAUAUUGGUCGUAAUCUAUAUGCUGGUUGUUAUUGUGUUACAUCUAGGAUAAUUUUCACACUGUUUUGGAAUUUUCCCAUCAAUAAUGUAAUGCAAUUUAAAUAGCAUUUAAUACAAGCAGAAUUUUUUCUUAAAUCCAUGUUUUGCUUAAAAAAAAUCCAGUUUUAAACAUUACAGCCUAUUGCAUAAAUUAGUAGUCUGGUCAAUCAACAACCUCAUUUUAAAAAAUACUCUAUAAGUAUUAUUAGUUGAAGAGUUUGUUAAUACAGUAUUAAACAAGUCUAGCAAGUUAUGUAAUGAUUCCUAAUUUUAAAAAAAAAACUAAAGAAAAACAAAUUUAAAAAAGUGGUACUGCAGAGAUGAUCUUGUGAAUACACCAAGGUAUUCAGCUCAGUGGUGAAUCUGUAAAAGCUUUCUGGUACACUGUGCUGAAAAAAGAAAGUUUUAAUUUUAGACUCAAAGUUGCGCCACAAAUUGCCUUGAGUUACCAUGCCAGGCUUUGCCACUUAGAGGUAGAUGUAAGUAUAGGCACAGUGCAAAUAAUUACGGAUGCAAAAUUCAAAUUGCAUUGUGGCCAGGCAAUUAUUUUGCACUGCUCCCUAUGUAAGCUUAAGAGCAGUGCAACUUACUCAACACGGGUCUCAAUGAGCGCUUCGGUCUAUUUAGCGGACGCACUUGCAGCCCAGAGGUGCCGGAGUUAGGAGUACAGGCGCUGUAUGACAUUUGUGGAGCACGAAAAUACAAACUAAAAAAAAAAAAAAAUGUCAAAAUAAGGGCAGCAAAGUCCUCUUGGCUCAUGGAAAAGAAAAUACAAGUUUUCUGAGAAGGAGCUGAGAGUCCUUACAGCUGAGGUCACUCAGCAUGAGUCGUCUGGAAAAGCCUCAGAAAACAUCAGUUAUGCUAGUAUCCUUAGGCAAUUAUAUGUAUUGGCCUGCCCUUUUCAGCAUGACAUACAGAAAUUUGCCUAGCACUGGAAAAUGUGGAUUGGGCUAUCCCUUCAGACAUUCCAACUGUGGUUUGAAAGGAACCAGAGGCUAAGUAGUGCAGAGAACACAGCACUUUCACAUGUGCAGGGAUAGAGGCCCCUAGAUUGACGCUGGGGUCUAGCUCAUCUCUCAAUUCAGAUAUUAGGUCUAGGAUGACCUGCAGAGUGAGACGAUAAUGCUUUAGCACCGCAUCCUCCGACUUCCCAAACAAAGUGACUCUGGGAUUGAAUAUGCAGGGUCUUCUAUGACUUGCCCUUCUCCUCUGAACAUGUUCCUGCCUGUCCUCAACAAGAGUCAAGUGUCUUCGCAUCAGGAAGUGUACCACAGCAGCCACCCUGAAGCCAAUGACAGGUCUCUGCAGGUAAAUCAAAGGCCCAGAAGACACAAUGACUGCUACGAGUGCCCUAAAGGAGAGUUCUGGUGAGGAAAAUACCACAAGAAGAUGCAGAAAGAACCCGUUUUACAGUAUAAAGUUUUUCUUGUUCUGUCAUGGGCUACUUCAGCUUGCUCAGCUACUGGUCUCUGGAUAUCUCAAAAGCACCAUUUCAACUAUUGAGAAAAGAUAUGGACUCUCCAGCCAAACCUCAGGAAUGCUGACUUCUUUUAAUGAGGUUGGCAACACUGUACUGAUAGUGUUUGUCAGUUUCUUUGGCAGCAGAGUACACAGACCUCGCUUCAUUGGAAUAGGAGCAUUGAUUGCCAGCUUGGCUGGAUUCCUGAUGGCCUCAGCACACCUAAUAACUAGCCCCUAUGAAUAUGAUCACUCUAUUGCAAAUCAUCAGGAUAACAACACUGAUAUAUGCCAGUUGAGUCCAUUGACCUCACAGUUCAGUAUGAAGCCUUCGGAAGACAAUGCCCAUGAGCACAAGAGCAUCCUGGCCCUCAUGUUUAUCGGUCAGCUCUUGUUAGGAAUUGGUGGAGUGCCUAUCCAACCGUUUGGAAUCUCCUACAUUGAUGACUAUGCCAGUGAAAGGAAUUCUCCACUGUAUAUUGGUCUGUUGUUUGCCAUAACCACCACUGGACCAGCUCUGGCAUUUAUGUUGGGAUCUGCCAUGUUGCGCUUCUAUGUAGAUAUAGACAAGGUUUCUCGUGACAGCAUUGACAUAACUACUAGUGAUCCCCGUUGGGUGGGAGCUUGGUGGCUUGGUUUCCUAGUUUCUGCCAGUUUUCUUGCAGUUACUUGCAUUCCUUAUUUCUUCUUCCCAAGAGAGAUGCCAAAAGAGGGAAAUGAAUUGAGAACAUCUGAAAAUAAAACAAAGAAAGGACUAAUGAAAGAUGGGAAAACUAAGGCAGAUUUACUAAAAGACCUCACUCUGUUGGAAUUCAUCAAAAGUUUCCCUAGAAUUUUGCUGAGGACCUUGAGGAGCCCCAUUUUUCUACUGGUGGUAUUGGCUGAAGUUAAUUUGUCUGCUAUGGUUGCUGGACUAGCUACAUUCAUGGCCAAGUUUCUGGAAAGGCAAUUUACUGUCACAGCAUCUUUUGCAAACUUAUUGAUUGGAGGUGUAAAUAUCCCCAUAGCUGUUGUGGGAAUUGUCACUGGUGGUGCAAUCAUGAAGAGGCUGCAUAUGUCACUGAAGCGCGCAGCUUUGAUGAGUACAGUUUCACUUUUUAUCUGCGUUUUGUUGGCCACCCCUUUGCUCUUCAUUGGAUGCUCCACUCAGAAAGUUGCUGGACUCAAUACUGAAUAUUCAAAUGGGUAUCUUGAUAAUAAUACACCAGAAUGCAUCAGUAGUUGUUCUUGCCGGACGGAGGCUUUCAAUCCUGUGUGUGGUUCAGACGGAGUUGAGUACAGUUCUCCAUGUCAUGCUGGCUGUAGAAACGUUACCCUUGAAACUAUGGAGAAGACCAAGGAACCAAAAGUCUUGACCUACACAGACUGCAGUUGCAUCUCUACAGAUCCUUCCAAUGCCACUGCUGCUCCAGGCCAAUGUGGCAGCAGCUGCUCCCACCUUCUCUUACCCUUUAUGGUGUUAUCAGCCUUGGCAGGCUUCGUUGCGUCUUUCUCACACACUCCCUCCUUUAUAAUGGUAUUACGGUCAGUUCCCCGAGAAGACAAAUCCCUCGCAUUGGGAAUUCAGUUCAUGAUACUGAGAGUUCUUGCUUGGAUGCCAGGGCCGGUUCUGUUUGGCAGCGCUAUUGACACGGCAUGUAUUUCAUGGGAGACCAAAUAUAACAAGACGGCUUCCUGCAGAUAUUAUGACAAUGAUCUUUUCAGACAAAGAUACCUCGGCCUGCAGCUCCUGUUCGAAUGUGGUGCCUUCUUCUGUUUUCUGAUGGUUUUCAUAAUCCUGUCAAAGCUGGAGACAGAACGAGAGGGGAAGAAAAAUCCUGAAAUGUGUAAAGUCACUGAGCAGCUGGUUCUGGACAAAUCCAGUAACUCCUCUGUGUGAUGAAAUCUUACAGCAGAAAACAGUUGGAAUUUAAGAAUGAUUUAAUUUCUCUGAAGCCAACCAGCCCAAAAUAAUAGAACAGAAAAAAUUGUUUUGGAUGGCUGUGUAUCUUAUUGAACUAUUGGAUCAUUGUGUCUGAACCAGGACUUGCAACCCUGAAGAAUUGCCUAUGAACAACUUAAGCAAGUGCAUUUAAAAAGGCAUUUGGGAAGAGCAUGAAAUUAGGUCAUAUUUUUAUGCUUCACUAUUAUGUUUAAAAAUAACUAAAAACGGGUAAGGCUAUGUGGUCCAGUGGUUAAAGAAAAGGGUUUGUAACCAGGAGGUCCCCAGUUCAAAUCCCACCUCAGCCACUUAACCACCUUGUACUCUGUCUUUCGGGUGAGAUGUAAUUGUAAGUGACUCUGCAGCUGAUGCAUUGUUCACACACCUUAGUCUAUGUAAGUCGCCUUGGAUGAAGACAACUGCUAAAUAAAAUAAUAAUAAUAAAGCAGUAGCUUUGACACCAUAUUCAAGUGCAAUGCUUUUUUGAGGUUCAAAUGUAUUAAAAAAUCUACUUCCUAAUUGAAACAAGUCAGGUAACUACGUGACAUGAACAGGAUAAGCAAAUAUGGUGUUUAUUCCAGUUUUAACUCCUGUUUUUUGAAAGGAGAAAUGUAUUUUUUUCUACAGCCUUACUUAUAUAAAGUAUAGUGUUAUUAAUAGAAGCUUUGGCAUUUUUUUCAAUUUUAAUCUAAAUCAUGGCUGCUCUUGGUUCAACAAUCAAGAUACAGACAGCAUAUAUCUCUCUUUGCUGGUAUGUAGCUCUAAUGGGAUGCUCUCUGCAUUGCAGACGUUUCUGAAAUGGAAUGUUGCUGGUGAUAUUCUUCCACAAAUAUAUCGCUGUGCUUUAAUAAGACUGGGGAAUGAGACGGAUAUAUCAACAAAUACUGUGCAUGUUUUGCCUGUUUACACAUUGGGCUGUAUAUGUGUCUGCAUAGAUGAAUGAAAGUUAAAUAUGAAUGAACUAUAAUUAAGCACACCUAAAUGUAGAGUAUAUUUUUAUUAGUAUAUUUUUUGCAGUUUAUUUGCUUUUUAUACACUGUGACAUAAAUUAACUCUUUAUUACUGUAGCACAUGGUUUUAUGUUUUAGGAUGACAUUGAUUUAAUGGAAAAUUGUCUGUCAUCAUAUGGUCAAAUGGUGUGUACUAGGACCUCAUCAUUUGGCGAGUUAUUGAUUAGCAUCAGGACAGUGUCACUACAAGAAGAGUGCUGCUAAUGCUGUGAAACAUAUAUUAACCUGAGCAUUUAAGGGCACUAUCUAUCAAGACUUGCUGAGCCAGCUGACCCUGAUGAAGAUAUCGUAUCUAUGCACCUUUAAAGCUGAAUUUUAUAUGCUUUAAGAUGAAUACCUGAGUUUCUAAACAAUUAGUUUCAACUGAUGUGUAUCAGAACCCAGGUUCUCAUUGAUAUAAUCUGAAGUUUUCAAUCCCUUCCAUAUAUAUUCCUUUUCAUUGAUAUUAUUGAUAUAGUCUCGAGUUGAUCGUCAUCUGUUUUAGUAGAUGCCUGCUGCAGUGGUCCCCUACAAGCUAUGACGUGUGGUGGUUGUGCUAGCCAGGUUUCAUUACUUAUGGUUAAUAGUCUUUCUGCAGCAUGAAGUGAUUUAUACCAGUCACAUAGUUUCAAAACAAAAUUCUUUUAAGUGCUUUUCCAUGUAUCCCUCAGGCAUAAAAGGUUCAGCUUAGUGGACAGACGUAGAUACUUCGUUAAGGAUAUAUGCUGUACAAUAUUUUACAAAUAUAUUUGAAUGCUUUCAGAUUUAAGCAAAUUCCCCUUAGGGAAUUAAAUCAGGGCACAACACAUUUUUAACAUCUGAAACGUUUUCAGAAUGUCUGUAUUCAAUUCUGUGGUGGCUCUUAUCAUGUUAGGUAACAACCAAAGAUUUUGGACUAAAAGCUAUACCUGCCUUUUAUAGUUUUUUUUUCUUUCUUUUUGUUUCUAGUCAUUAUGACUAGUUCUGAGUUCUGUUGCUCUAAUUUCGGGAUUUAUAUUGUUCUCUCUUGUUCAAUCUGACAGCCAUCUUGCUUGCUUUUUGGCAAAUAUUUGUUGCUUCCAGGUCCUUCAUAAAUGAUGUGAUAUUGUGGCUUUUCAACUCUGUGUCUAUGAUAUACCACACGGUGGUAUUCACUGGGGGCUUUCUGUAUUUCUAGGGAAGAGGUUUAGUCCAUUAUGUUAACCCUAUUGGCUAACCAGUACUUUAUAGACCAAGCCCACCUUUCACAAAAUAUUCUGCUCCUCCCAACCACCUCCUUUGCAACUCCUUUCUGGGGGUCACCUGGCAUUGUUUGACCUCAAUUGAGGGAAUCUCUGUCAGAUAGUGAGAUUCUGGUCCAAACAGUCUAAUCAUCCCGCAAUACGUUUUAUACUGUAUCUAGCAAUGCUGUUUCUUAAUCUUUCAUUUAAUUAGUUUUGUACAUUAAAAAUAUGGUGGCCAGUAUUUACAUACUAAAAUUUAAAUGAGAAAGUAAAAAUGAGAAGAAUGCCACAUCAAGAAAAUAUUUUAAAACUUCGAGAAACAGUAAAGGUUAAAAAAUACACACAUAUAUGGAAAUCAUUCAGGUUACCACAAUAAGUAUUUUCAAAACUAACUAGACUAAUGUUAGUAGUACUUUUCGAAUAAGCUUUUUUGUUUUCCAAAUGUAAUGCUGAGAGUUUAGAUUGUGUUUGGUAUGUAUUAUUAAUGUAAACAGACAAAGGAAAUGUCCCUCUAAAUCACUACUCCCUUAUUCGGAUAUCUUUUUUCAUCCUCAGACUCAAGCUACAUAUCUACCGGAAUCUAUGCUGAUUGGUCAAAGCUUUGUCUACUGUAACUGAAUCUUACAGCUGUAAAUACUUUUAGUAUUAAUAGUUAUAAAACAACCUAGAAAUUGUUUAGUAUGAAAGUAAAGAAAUAGCAUUAAACAUUGAACUGUUUAUUUGGGUAUAACAGUAGGAACACAUUAAGCUGUACUUACUGUAUAUAUUGUAUGUUGUAUUUGCUUUUGUAAUAACCCUAGAAAAAUGUGUUUUGUCAUUCUCUUUUAAAUUUCAAACACUGAUCUGUUAGUUCUUUGCAUGAAAUGAAUCACAGUUCCCAACUACGGUAACUGUGUUCCCCUGUGAGGAUGUAAGAACAAUUACUGGCAGUUAAUCACUGGAAGGAUAAUCCACUUCUGGAAAAUGAAUGUGAAGUGUAUUUUUUUUACCUAUUGUUUGAGCCAUUGUAUAUUUUUCACUGUUUUCUUGUUUAAUAAUAAAAAAGUGCACACGUAUAUUAACAGUCAUAAAAGUAAUAAUACUAAUAAUAAAAAGAUAAGAAAUAUUA
This is a messenger RNA of Acipenser ruthenus (sterlet), 7889 nucleotides long. RefSeq names its product solute carrier organic anion transporter family member 2B1-like. The record is from RefSeq and is a predicted model, not a curated record. Gene Ontology annotation, biological process: sodium-independent organic anion transport; bile acid and bile salt transport; transmembrane transport. Gene Ontology annotation, cellular component: membrane. Lineage: Eukaryota; Metazoa; Chordata; Actinopteri; Acipenseriformes; Acipenseridae. Gene Ontology annotation, molecular function: bile acid transmembrane transporter activity; protein binding. The transcript is spliced from 15 exons. The coding region runs from base 2545 to 4548 and encodes 667 amino acids.